AUGACAAAAGAAAAAUGGAAACAAUUCAAAAAUAAAAACAAUGAACUAUAUAAAAAAUGUUUCCUUAAUAAUAAGAAUAUUAAAAUUACAAAUAGAUCCAUGUUAGAUAAUGUAUGGGAUAAAAUAAGAGAAAUCAUUAUACAAUCAGCAAUAGAUCAUAUACCAUCAAAAUGGAUAACAAAUGAAAAAACUAACACCAGAGAAAAACCUACAUCAUUAAAAUUAAAUUAUAAAUACCUAAAAUCCAUUGAUGCUCCUUUUAAAAAAAUAAAACAUAAUAUAAUUGCAUCAACAUUAAGUUUAAUUGAAGAUUCUCCCUUUACAUUUGCACCUUCAGACAAAAGUAAAAUUCAAGGAGGCAUUUCACCCCUAAUAGACAUAUUUGGGCAAACAUACUUUCAAUAUAUCAAAGCAACAGACCUUUAUGAAGUUAUUGAAUCAAUUUUUGAAAUCAAGGCCAAAUCAAAAAAGGGAUUUCUUAAUAACUCUAUUCCCUCAAAUAUAGUUAGUUGUAGUAUAACACCAGAAGCACUACCUAUAAAUAUUAAACUAAUAAAUACUUAUAUAAAAAACAACAUUUGUAAAUCAAAAUUAAUAGAGUCUAGUGAACUGUAUAAGAACUCAAGAGAACUGGUUUUUUAUACAGAUGGCUCCCUCAAAGAUCUGGGUACACCAAAUACAAAAAUGGGUUUAGGCUGGUCCCAAAUAAAUGACAAUUAUGAAAAAUCAACUUUCUCAGCAUCAAUAACUAAUCUACCAUCAUCCACACGUGCAGAAAUUGCAGCAAUUUUAACAGCUUUACUAGUUUCUCCUAACAAUUGUCACGUAACCAUAUUCAGUGAUAGUGAAAAUACAAUACAAGGAUUUUGCAAAAUCAUGUCAAAAAAUGAACAUAUCACUUUCAGGAAACUCAUCAAGGAAAAAAAUUAUUUAAUGUGGUUUUUAAUUAAAGAUAUAAUAGAACAACUUAAUUUAAAAGUUUAUCUCAAAAAAGUUAAAGCUCAUAGUAAUAAUCUUCACAAUGAGGAGGCUGACAAAUUGGCAAAAACGGGCUUAAAAUCAGAACUCCUAAAUAUAAAUUAUGAAAAUAUCCCAUCUUUAAACUACCAACCAACCUUUGAUAAUAUAAGAAUUGAAACAUCUUUAAGACAUUUUAUAAAAAGAUGCACAGAAGCAAAAAAUUUUGAAACUUGGACCAAGAAAAAUAUAAACAAAAAAUACAAUGUUUCAAAAGAACUAAAUAUAAAUUGGCCAUUUACUUGGUCACUUCCUACAAUUGAAAUUUUAAAAGCAAGAAGACCUGACAUAUAUGAUGAAAAUUGGUUAUGUUGUGUUUGCAACAAUGAAAAGGAAAAUUUUAAUCAUAUCUGGUUAUGUUCCCAACAAAGAGAUAUCCUGAAAAACAUUAUCAACAACACAAUAAAACAAAUAUCCACUCAAAUGAAACAGUUAAACAAUAAUUUUAAUGAAGCUAUCCUUCGAGAAAAAGAUUAUUGGCAGAUAAACCAAAAUAACAACCAACUAAACAUUCUGGAUAUAAUCAAAGGCUUAGUCCCAAAUGAUUUAGUCAAAACUUUACUAAUCUAUGUAAACAAAGAAAAGAAAAUCCAAUCUAUUUUGACAGAAGCUCUAAAUACAAUGAAUAAUCUCAUAAGAGACCAAAUUUGGAAACAGCGUUGCUCUAAAACAGUUGAGAUAGAACUCCAAUUUG
Messenger RNA from Entrophospora candida, 1711 nucleotides. NCBI's taxonomy places the organism in Eukaryota, Fungi, Glomeromycota, Glomeromycetes, Entrophosporales, Entrophosporaceae. The record is from the annotation of a GenBank genome assembly.